Fonsecaea nubica is the source of this 1287-nucleotide messenger RNA. RefSeq lists its product as hypothetical. The record is from RefSeq and is a predicted model, not a curated record. Bases 1 to 1287 code for a protein of 428 amino acids. Gene Ontology annotation, molecular function: zinc ion binding; DNA binding. The transcript has 4 exons. Gene Ontology annotation, biological process: DNA-templated transcription. Lineage: Eukaryota; Fungi; Ascomycota; Eurotiomycetes; Chaetothyriales; Herpotrichiellaceae.
AUGCACGGACUCCUCUUCUAUGUGCUCCAAGACUGUAUAGUGAUGCGGGACCCACUGGGCGAGAUAUACGAUCUUCAAGGAAGCUCUACUCAAUGCGCCCGGAAUUUCAGCGCAGGGAUCGAAACUUACGAGCUCUUGGCCAUCCCGAGUUUUGAGAGUAUCUUGGCCCUGACAAUAGCGAUCAUGAAAGCGCAGGAUGAUGCAAAGCCAUGGCUAUGCUCGACGUUUCUCUCGGCGGCUGCGAGACACUGCCAAGUACUGGGCUACCACCGAGAGACGACAUACCAAAACGAUAACACUGGAAAUACAGAAAACAUGCGCCGACUCUUCUGGUCUAUAUACAUGUUCGACAAGAACAUGUCACUCUACUUCGGGAGAGCUUCCAAUAUCCAAGAUUUCGAGAUAGACACCGGAUACCCAGCUAUUUCCACCGAUCCCGGCGCGCAGCUCUGGGACCAAGCUACCGUCAUCAGUAUCCAGCUCGCCAGACUCCAGGGCCAAAUCUAUGAUAGGUUAUAUUCGCCAUCGGCGCAAAAGGCAUCUCAUUCCGAGCGAGAACGCCGAAUCGACGAUCUAGCUUCUCAACUGGAGGAGUGGCAUAUCGAAACAAGAAAGUUCAAAGCCUCGCUCCGAGGACAGAGCCAAGUGUAUGAUCUGACACUAGCAAACUGGGACAUUACAUACUACUCCAGUUUAACCACAGUCUUGCGCGCCCCGUCCUUGCCCUCUGCAGGAACAGUCAUCAAUCCCAGAUGUUUGAAGGUAGCACGCCUCGGACUUCAGACCCAUCUGCGUUAUUCUCCCGAGUUCCAACGGUCAGAUUUACUAACAGCGACAGACUAUGCGAACUGGAUCCUCCUGUUUUCGACAUUUGCGCCGUUCAUUGCGGUUUUUCUCCACGCUGUCGUCGCGGCCAGCUUCGAGGAUGUUCUCCUGCUCGAUCAAGUUGUCGACUCGUUGAAGCCCACUCGAGCCGCUUCUCACCGCACGGAGCGCCUUUAUCAAGUCUGCUCGACGUUCGCAAAACUGGCCCGAGACAUUGUCGAGAGGACACAAGGGAGAAGAAGUGAUAUCGAAGGACGCGCACGACAGGAGUCUGUGUGGCCGGCAGACUCCCCGACGCAGGCUCCAUCAGAUCGACAUCAAAGCCUGGACGACAUCUUCGAGUACGGCAUGAUGGGAGACAUUGGAGGCGCAAUCAAUUCUGGGAAUCUGUCAAAUAUUUUGAAUAGCUGUCUCGGUGGAGGACAGUCUUGGGCUGCUGAUCUUUUCGAGACGGGCCCUUAG